CUGUGACGUCGGCGCGGCAGCAGAGAGAAAAGAUGGCGGCGGUGACCAGAGGCUCCUUCGCGGUGCUCAGACAGCUGCUGAGUCAGCAGUACCGCCGCAGAUGUUUCCGGCUGCAGAACUUCAGGUCGGACAGAACUCUGCAGCCGCUCGCCGUCAGAUGGGAGAGAAACCUCCAGAUGUUCAGCUGCAGGACGCUGCACACCGCCGUCGUGAGUCGAGGGCCGGUCGUCCAGUUCAAGCUGUCAGAUAUCGGAGAGGGGAUCAUGGAGGUGACGGUGAAGGAGUGGUACGUGAAGGAGGGCGAUAAGGUUUCUCAGUUCGACAGCAUCUGUGAGGUCCAGAGCGACAAGGCGUCAGUCACCAUCACCAGCCGCUACGACGGCGUCAUCAAAAGACUCUACUACGACGUGGACGCCACCGCCUUGGUGGGCAAACCGCUGGUCGACAUCGAGACUGAGUCCAGCUCAGACCUGAUCCAGGAGGAGGACGUGGUGGAGACGCCGGCCAUGGCUCGAGAAGAACACACCCACCAGGAGAUCAAAGGUCACAAGACCCAGGCCACGCCCGCCGUCAGACGCCUCGCCAUGGAGAACAACAUAAAGCUCAGUGAGGUGGUGGGGACGGGCAAAGAUGGACGCAUCCUGAAGGAGGACAUCUUGAACUUCCUGGCCAAACAGACGGGAGCCAUCUUACCUCCGACCCUGUUCCAGGAGAUCCAGACUCCGCCUCCGGUCCCACCCCCUGCUGCUGCCGCUGCCAGGCCCGCGAGCACCGCGGCGGCCCUCAAAGCCCCGCCCACCACGCCCAAACCCAUCUUUACGGGGAAGGACGUCACCGAGCCGCUCAAAGGUUUCCACAAAGCGAUGGUGAAGACGAUGACAGCGGCUCUGAAGAUUCCUCACUUCGGUUACUGUGACGAGGUGGACCUGAGCCGCCUGGUGUCUCUGAGAGCUGAGCUCAAGUCCACCACCGAGGCCCGGGGGGUCCGACUGAGCUACAUGCCCUUCUUCAUCAAGGCCGCCUCCCUCAGCCUGCUCCACUUUCCGGUCCUGAACGCCUCGGUGGACGAAGGCUGCCAGAACAUCACGUACAAGGCGUCUCAUAACAUCGGGCUGGCGAUGGACACCAAUCAGGGUCUGCUGGUUCCCAACGUGAAGAACGUUCAGCUGCUCAGCGUGUUCCAGAUCGCUCAGGAGCUGAACCGCCUGCAGACGCUCGGCGCCGCGGGUCAGCUGGGAACCUCGGAGCUGAGCGGAGGAACCUUCACCCUGUCCAACAUCGGAUCAAUUGGAGGGACGUACGCCAAACCGGUCAUCCUGCCUCCGGAGGUCGCCAUCGGAGCCCUGGGGAAAAUCCAGGUUCUUCCUCGGUUCGGCGCCGGCGGUCAGGUGGUCCGGGCUCACAUCAUGAACGUCAGCUGGUCGGCGGAUCAUCGCGUCAUCGACGGAGCCACCAUGUGUCGCUUCUCCAACCUGUGGAGGGAGUACCUGGAGAACCCGGCCAGCAUGGUGCUGGACCUCAAAUAGACUGGGGGGGGGGGGGGGGUUGAUGUCUCCCAUCAGCCCCGGGGGGACGGAGAUGCCACACUAACAGACUUCACUCCGCCUCCCGCCGCCUUCGCUUCCUGUUUCUGUUCGAGGCCUUCGUGGUCACUGUCCUUCUCUUGUUGCCUUCGAGCAAGGCGCCGGGAGGGGGAGGAGCCUGUCAAUCAUGUUGUUUCCAUGACAGCCAAUAACACACACACUCACAGGUAGUUAGUUUGGUUUUUAGGUUCCUGGUAGAAACAGGAUCAGACGGUUUUCAGUGUUUCAGUCCUCAGACCUCCACCGACAGGAGCCGUCUGGACCUGGAUGCGGAGCUGGUCUGAGACCUGUAACAUGGACUGAAACUCUGGAAGCGGUAGUUUGGUCCUUUUAACCUUCACUGUUUCUGUGGUUAUUAAACUGUUCAUGGUCUGUCAGGCUGCAGGUCAUGUGACUGGCCCGUAGUCCUCCUUGGGUCCUCCUGCUGUCUCUGCCUGGUCUCAUAUUAACAGACAUGGACUAGCCGUCCCCCUCUGGAUCUGGCCUCUCUGCUGGCCUGUUUGGGGUGAGUUAUUAGUGAAGUCUGGUUCCUGCUGGUGUGAAAGGGGUCUCUCUGUAGACCUGCUCCCCUGGUGGUUUAUAACCUCCCGUCUGUAGAAACUGACCUGUGAUCAAAUCCAGUCUCUUCCUCCCCGAAGCAGCCGGGCGCCCUCUGCUCCUCCCAGUGGCUGCUGGGUAAAGACCACGUGGUGUCUGUGUUCUGUUCUGGUCCAUCUCUCGUGAACUUUUCCGGUUUGUGUUUUUGUUUUAGCGACAGACUAAAUGUAAAAGUAUAAAAACAGAAACUUGGGUUUUGUAGUUUUGGGAAUGUGGAAUCAGUUUUUGGAGAUGAAGCGUUUCCCGGACCCGUUCUGGUGCCCCAGGUCAGACUGACGGGGUUUCUGGUGCCCCAGGUCAGACUGACGGGGUUUCUGGUGCCCCAGGUCAGACUGACGGGGGGUCCGGGUCUGGGAAAUGCUCCUGACCCGUUUGAAUCCUGGGAAUCACUCUGAAUAAAGUUGAAGUGCACAAAGC
Molecule: messenger RNA, 2597 nt
Organism: Micropterus salmoides (largemouth bass)
Lineage: Eukaryota; Metazoa; Chordata; Actinopteri; Centrarchiformes; Centrarchidae
Gene: dbt
Product: dihydrolipoamide branched chain transacylase E2
Exons: 11
Coding region: 33-1526 (497 amino acids)
Cellular component (GO): mitochondrion; cytoplasm
Molecular function (GO): acetyltransferase activity; lipoic acid binding
Source: RefSeq, a predicted model, not a curated record